UUUAUGAAAUGUUUAUGAAUUGACAAUAACUGAUAAAAUGAUUAACAAAGUUAUUACAACUCAUUGUUAUAAUAAUAAUAAUUGUAUUUUAAUGAUAUCCUCAUGAGUUCAGAGUAUAAUUUACUUCGGGAAGCAUUUAUUCGUGGCCACAAUGGGUCGACAAUCGGUGAAAUACUGGCCAUUACAAGUGUUAACCAAUUGACUAACUUUUUGAUGAUUGCUAUCUUGUCUUUAAUACCCAUUUUGACUGAACCAAAACUACAAUGGAUCCGCUAUACGAUAGAGUUCUUCAUAAUAAUGGUUCCGUUUGCCUUAAGUGUGACAAUAUUAUCGGAUUAUAAUCAUCUCAUAUAUAUUGCAAUCAUUGUAUUGACUUUUAUAGCAAUUAUCUUAUGUGUAGUCAAGAGAAGACCCAAAGAAAUAGUGAUAAAAGAUUUGUUGGAUUUGAGACUGAAUUACAAGAAUCGGUUGCCAUUUGUGUCUAAUUUGUUCUCAACUCUUAUGCAAUGCGUUUGUAUAUCAAUACUUGCCGUUGAUUUUCAUGCAUUUCCGCGACGUUUUGCCAAAACAGAGAUCUAUGGCUAUAGUCUUAUGGAUGUCGGUGUCGGCGCUUUCAUUGCCAUUAACGGCGGAUUUUCUCCCGAAGCCAGACUUGGAAGCGAUCAUCACUUUCAACGUUUUUUUCUCUUUAAGAAGACAUUGUUUUCAACGAUUCCUUUAAUUAUAUUAGGCUUUCAAAGACUGAUUGCUGUUAAAAGUCUUGAAUAUCACGAACACAUUACAGAAUAUGGACUCCAUUGGAACUUCUUCUUUACUCUGGCCAUAACCAAAACGAUUUCAACUUUAUUUUUCAUCCUUUUCUCCACUAAAGUUAAUAUUGGCUUUUGUGGUAUUGUUGUGAUAAUCGUAUAUCAGUUAUGUUUGAAUUGUGGUUUAAAUGAGUUUAUACAAAAUGAUAAUAGGAUUGGUUUAUUUGCUGCCAAUAAAGAGGAUAUGAAAUCAAAAUAUGGCUUAAGAUUUCAUUAGGAAUGUUUGUAUUGUCGUUGAUUACUAUUGUAUUGACACAAUUGAGUAAUACAUUCAUUG
This is a messenger RNA of Oppia nitens, 1086 nucleotides long. RefSeq lists its product as uncharacterized. The coding region runs from base 103 to 1026 and encodes 307 amino acids. The transcript is spliced from 4 exons. Gene Ontology annotation, cellular component: membrane; endoplasmic reticulum. The record is from RefSeq and is a predicted model, not a curated record. Gene Ontology annotation, molecular function: glucosaminyl-phosphatidylinositol O-acyltransferase activity. NCBI's taxonomy places the organism in Eukaryota, Metazoa, Arthropoda, Arachnida, Sarcoptiformes, Oppiidae. Gene Ontology annotation, biological process: GPI anchor biosynthetic process; protein localization to plasma membrane.